AUCUCGUUUAGUUUGCUUGGAGUGCCCUACCGCUUGUUUGGGUUCAGUCUCUCAUCUGUUUUUGUUUGCAGACGUUUCUCUCUCUUCAGACCUAACCCUAGUUUUUUGUUACUGCGGCUUCAAGAAUGGGUGAAGCAAAGGACAAUGAUACGUACCAGGAGGAGCUUCUCGACUACGAAGAGGAGGAGGAAAUAGCCCCCGAUUCCAUCACGGCCAAAGGUGCCAGUGAAUCGGUCAAAAAGGGCUAUGUUGGGAUUCACAGUUCAGGAUUUAGGGACUUUCUUUUGAAACCAGAACUUCUUCGAGCUAUUGUGGACUCUGGAUUUGAGCACCCUUCAGAAGUGCAACACGAAUGCAUCCCUCAGGCUAUCCUUGGGAUGGAUGUCAUUUGUCAAGCUAAAUCGGGGAUGGGGAAAACAGCUGUCUUCGUUCUUUCAACCCUGCAGCAGAUUGAGCCAGUUACAGGUCAAGUUGCUGCGCUGGUUUUGUGCCAUACGAGGGAGUUGGCAUACCAGAUUUGCCAUGAGUUUGAGAGGUUCAGCACUUAUUUGCCGGAUAUUAAAGUUGCUGUAUUUUACGGUGGAGUGAACAUCAAAACCCACAAGGAACUGCUUAAAAAUGAGUGCCCUCACGUUGUUGUUGGCACCCCUGGGAGAAUUUUGGCUUUGGCAAAUGAUAAAGACCUUAACUUGAAGAAUGUCAGGCAUUUCAUUCUUGAUGAAUGUGACAAGAUGCUUGAGUCUCUUGAUAUGCGGAAAGACGUGCAGAGCAUUUUCAAGAUGACUCCUCAUGACAAACAGGUUAUGAUGUUCUCGGCUACGCUCAGCAAAGAGAUUCGACCUGUAUGCAAGAAGUUCAUGCAAGAUCCCAUGGAAAUAUAUGUCGAUGAUGAGGCCAAGUUGACUCUUCACGGACUCGUGCAGCACUACAUUAAGUUGAGCGAGCUUGAAAAGAAUCGCAAGUUAAAUGACCUCUUGGAUGCGUUGGAUUUCAAUCAAGUUGUGAUCUUUGUUAAGAGUGUGAACAGAGCUGCUGAGCUCAACAAAUUGCUUGUGGAGUGCAAUUUUCCUUCUAUUUGCAUCCAUUCUGGGAUGUCUCAAGAAGAAAGGUUGACCCGGUACAAAGGCUUUAAGGAGGGGCACAAGCGGAUUCUUGUGGCCACUGAUCUGGUUGGCAGGGGGAUAGACAUUGAGCGUGUGAAUAUUGUGAUAAAUUAUGACAUGCCCGAAUCUGCAGACACAUACUUACACAGGGUUGGUCGUGCUGGUCGGUUUGGUACCAAAGGACUAGCAAUCACAUUUGUCGCCUCUGCUUCUGAUUCAGAUGUCCUUAAUCAGGUUCAGGAAAGGUUUGAGGUGGAUAUAAAGGAGCUGCCAGAGCAAAUCGACACUUCAACUUACAUGCCAUCGUAAUGCCCAUGGGUGAUAAAUCUCUCGAGGAUUCUUGGAGCCUGGCUUACAAAAAAACCUUUACAUGGGGCUAGCAGAUGCUUCUGUAUUUAUGUGGCAACACGUUCCGUAGAGUUCUUUUGUAACUUGGCCUUUGUUUGCCUAUAUUAGAUUCUCAUGGCUCCUAAAUUCUCUGAUUCACCAUAUCUUGCAUAUGUUUUAGAUGCUUAGAAAUGACGAUAUGGACUUGAAAUGGCAGUUCUUCAACCAAUCGCACAGGUUGGGUAGCAUUUUGCUUUAUUUUUUGAAGUUGGGCUGUUGUAUUUUUUAUUUCGUUCUCCUUUUGCGUGGUUGGCCCGUCUAUUGCUUUGUCACGUCUUAAAUGUGAUUUACGUCUUAAAUGUGAUUUUC
Amborella trichopoda is the source of this 1799-nucleotide messenger RNA. RefSeq names its product DEAD/DEAH box RNA helicase family protein (gene UAP56A). Gene Ontology annotation, molecular function: RNA helicase activity; ATP binding; nucleic acid binding. The record is from RefSeq and is a predicted model, not a curated record. NCBI's taxonomy places the organism in Eukaryota, Viridiplantae, Streptophyta, Magnoliopsida, Amborellales, Amborellaceae.